Messenger RNA from Xiphophorus hellerii (green swordtail), 3240 nucleotides. It is a transcript of the gene nexn, whose product is annotated as nexilin (F actin binding protein). The coding region runs from base 194 to 2779 and encodes 861 amino acids. The record is from RefSeq and is a predicted model, not a curated record. The transcript is spliced from 15 exons. Gene Ontology annotation, biological process: mitochondrial fusion. Lineage: Eukaryota; Metazoa; Chordata; Actinopteri; Cyprinodontiformes; Poeciliidae.
CCCCCAACCAGCAGCCAGUAGGGUCUGUUCAGACCGUGGUCACACCUCACCGAUAGUCUCGCAGCUCUGACUUCACUGGUUUGAGUUUUUAUCUACAAAAAGGAUUUUUGAAUCAAAACGUGAGGACUAAAACACUAUCAGAAGCUACAUUUACAACAAAUCCUGUUUGUCAACUUGUCAUUGUGGCACAAACAUGACUGAGGUGGCACAGGUUGCAGCUGUUGACAUUCAUGAUGAUAAAAAUGAUGCAAACGACAACGAGCACAGGACGAGCGCCGAAGAAGACUCGGAGGAGGAAAUGAGACAGGAAGAGGACGAUGAGACGUUUAGCGAUGCUGAGGAGAGAAGUGAAAGGACACCACAGAGCAAAGGCAGAGAAACUAACAGAGUGAAAGACAAAACAAGUGAGGAGGUUGAGUCAACACAACUGAAUGGAGAGGAAAGCGAUGAAAGUGAGAAAAAGGAUGCUGUCAAUGGUGUUUCGGACAGUAAAGAUCAAGUACAGGAAACAGACAACUCACAGAACAUGUCUGACCUGGCUUUUAAGAAAGAGAAGCUGCUGAGGGCCAGAAGGCCAGUGGCCAGGACCUAUGUGCCGAAGCUGAACAAAGAAAAAGGAGAUGUGACAAACAAGUUUGAGGCCAUGCAGAAAGCCAGAGAGGAGCGCAGCCGGCAGAGGAACAGGGAGGAACAGCAGAAGAGGAAGGAUCAAUACGUCAAGGAGAGGGAGUGGAAUCGCAGAAAGCAGCAGAUAAAAGAACUACUUGCUUCCAGUGAUGAGGAAGAGGAGGUAAAAACGAAAAAGGUGGAAAAGUCCUACGUCCCCAAAAUCACAGGUAGUGUGAAGGGGAAGUUUGCAGAAAUGGAGAAACAAAGACAAGAAGAGGAGAGGAAGAGGAUGGAGGAGGAGAGGAAGAAGAGAGAGGCCCAGGACAACAUGGAGAAAGCCAAAAUUAAGAAGGAACUGGCUAAGAAAGCUGCUGAGGAAGGAGAUGACACAAUCCUGAUACGUGUGGUUCCAGCAAAGCAGUCAAGACCUCCAGGCAAAAUCAAGAUGAACUUCGAGGACAUUGAGAAAAGCCGGGAGGAGGAGCUGAGGAAAAAGGUAGAGGAGGAGAAGAAGAGACGGUAUGAUGAAAACAGACGCUCCUUCAGGGAAGCCAAGCGGCGCUCUAUUGUUCAACAAGAGGAUGAAGAAGAAAAACCUUCAGAGAAGUCGUCGGUGACUCCUGGAAAGCUGAAGCUGACGUUUGAGGAGCUGGAAAAGGAAAGGCAGGAGCAGCAGAGGAAGCAAGCUGAAGAAGAAGCCAAACAACGUUUGCUGGAGGAGAAGAAGGCUUUUCAGGAGGCAAAACAGGGAAUGGAAGAAGAUGAGGACGUCAGCCAGGAGGAUCAGGAGGACAAAGAGGAGAUUCGUCCUGGAAAACUGAGGCUGAGCUUCGAGGAGGUGGAGAGACAAAGAGUUGAAGAGGAGCGCAAGAGAGCAGAGAAGGAGACCAAGAGACGCAUGGAGGAGGAGAGAAGAGCUUUUGCUGAAGCAAGGAAGAGCAUGCUGAUAGAUGAAGAUGAUGAAGUGCUGAUGGCCUUGCUGAACCUAGAGGGCAGCAAACCUGGGAAAAUCUGCGCCAGCUUCGAGGACUUAGAGCGGCAGAGACGUGAGGAGGAGCAGAGGAAAGCAGAGGAGGAGGCCAAGAGGAGGCUGGAGGAGGAGAAGAGGCUCUUUGCUGAGGCUCGCAAGAGCAUGAGCCCUAUCCUGGAUCAGGAAAAAUCUGCAUAUGGAGAUGAAACAGUGCUGGAAGAUGACGAGGUGAUGGUGAAGAGUGAGUCUCAGGAGGCUCUGCACCCCAGAAAAUUGGAGAUCAACUUUGAGGAGCUCCUAAAAGAAAAGGAAGAGGCUGAGAGGAGACGCAAAGCUGAGGAGCGCAAAAAGAAACUGGAGCAGGAAAAGCAGGAAUUUGAGCAGCUCAGAAAAGAGAUGGGAGAGGAAGAAAUAAACGAAAGCUCAGACGUCAUAAGCACGGAAUACGAAGAGCUGACAAAACUCAAGAAAACUGGCUCCAUUAAGGCCAAAAACCUCAAGUCCAAAUUUGAGAAAAUCAAGCAGCUGACAGAGGAGGAGAUCCAGAAAAAGAUUGAGAUGGAACGAGAGCGGAGGAAGGCCAUUGAUGACGAAAUUAAACAGAGAGAAGCUGAAAGGGCCCAGGAGGACGAGGAAGAAGAAGAAAGAGAGGCAACUUCGGUGAGAUCUGACGACCUGCCGUUCAAACAGAAGGUGGACAUGCGGGCCCGGUUCGAACAAAUGGCCAAAGCCAGAGAGGAAGAAGAACGGAGGAGAAUAGAGGAGCAGAAGCUGCAGAGGAUGCAGUUUGAACAGCAAGAAAUUGAUGCUGCGCUGCAAAAAAAAAAAGAGGAUGACGGCGAGGAUGAAGGCAGCAUCAUCAACGGAUCUGCAGCCUAUGAAGAUGAGGAAGAUCACGCGAGGUCAGGUGCGCCGUGGUUUAAAAAGCCCCUCAAAAACCAGUCGGUGGUGGAUUCUGAGCCAGUUCGGUUCACCGUUAAGAUCACCGGAGAGCCAAAGCCAGAGGUCACCUGGUGGUUUGAGGGAGAGAUGCUCCAGGACUGUGAGGACUAUCAGUAUAUCGAAAGAGGAGAGACAUACUGCCUCUACCUGCCGGAGACCUUCCCGGAGGACGAGGGGGAGUACAUGUGCAAGGCUGUGAACAGCAGGGGCACAGCAGCAAGUACCUGCAUUCUCACAAUAGAAACUUAUGACUACUGAAGCCUCUCCCUGUUGUUUUUCAAUGUAAAACAUCAUCCACUGUGGUCAAAUGGUAGAGGGACGGACAGUAUGCUUGGCAUUCCUAAGACAAGGAUACACAGCACAUGCACGCACAUGCACAAGAAAUUAUGUUGUUUACGUAUUGCUCAAUGAAAAAUGCUGCCCACCCUGCAGGGAUUUUGGAUUAUACCUGUGCCAAAACAGACAGAUUCCUGUUUCAACACCAGGGGUCGCAUUGUGCUUCAAAUAUGUUAUUGUUGCAAAACCUCAACAAUGUUAAUCAGUUCAAAAUGCUGUUGAUCUACAUUGUAAAUAUCACACUUUUAUAGUCCAUAAACAGCAAACAAGACUAAUCAGAUCUCACAUCGAGAGGCAACACUUAUCAAAGUACGACUGCAACAGUCACAUUUUGCAGGAAAUAAAUUCAUGUGUACAUCCCAAUUUUUAUAUGCAGAAUCUGA